This is a messenger RNA of Anopheles stephensi (Asian malaria mosquito), 1485 nucleotides long. Its product is annotated as probable rRNA-processing protein EBP2 homolog. The record is from RefSeq and is a predicted model, not a curated record. The transcript is spliced from 3 exons. Bases 203 to 1270 code for a protein of 355 amino acids. Gene Ontology annotation, cellular component: nucleolus; preribosome, large subunit precursor; nuclear periphery. Gene Ontology annotation, biological process: ribosomal large subunit biogenesis; rRNA processing. Lineage: Eukaryota; Metazoa; Arthropoda; Insecta; Diptera; Culicidae.
UUUCGCUCGCCACGCCGAGAACUGUCAAACGGUUUGUUUACAACGUCUAACAAUAAACGUGCUCGCGUGCUGUGCGUGCUGCCGGCAUCGAAUUGGUUACAUUUUUGUGUUAUAAAGAAGUAAUUUGCCUGUUAAAACCGAUAAAACAUACAUUCUGCUGAGUUGUGGCGUUCGUUGAAUCUUUAUUUAUACGGAAAACAAAAUGGUGGAUGUAGAGCAACCGGUCGAUGUGAUGGAAGAGCCGCAGAAACGUAUACCGGCGAAAUUUCGAAAAGAAUUCGAAGACAGUACCGACAGUGAGGCCAGCUUCACCGAUGAGGAUGAUUCGGAUGAGGAGCUACGACAAGCCUUCCUUCGCAACGAGCUCAAACCGGGUCUAAACGUGAUAGUGCGCGAAGAAAAGCAACCGGUGAACGAUGCGAUACAGCUAAAAGCAGCUCUCGAAUCGUGCGUCCUCAAAGUCCCAUGGCUCGAGCGUAUGGAUCUGGUGAACGAUUUGGCACCGCUCACACCCGAGCUUGCGAUACAAAUCGAAAAGCACGAGCAGAAGCGCGUAAACCAAUUCAAGGGCAACCGAAAGAUACCGUACGUCGCGCCCGAAGCCGAUACCGUGCUGAACGACUUCAAGCGCGAAAUUGUGUUCCACCGGCAGGCCCAGGCCGCCACCAUCGAGGGCAUCCGGAAGCUGCACGACCUUGGCAUCGCGACCAAGCGGCCCGACGAUUAUUUCGCCGAGAUGGCCAAAUCGGACGAACACAUGCAGCGCAUCCGGAAGGUGUUGCUCGACAAGCAGGAAGGUAUCGCGAAGUCGGAACGCAUUCGGCAGCUACGCGAGCAGCGCCGUAUCGGCAAGCUGAUACAGCGCCAGGCGACGGAGAAGCGGGACGAGGAGCGUAGGAAAAUGUUGGGCGACAUUAAGAAGUUCCGCAAGGGUAAGCUGUCCAACCUUGACUUCCUGGACGAUGAUGACGGGCCGCGGGGUGAGUUCCGGAAGUCGGGUAAAGCGCCGGGCAAGGGUAAGAAGGGUAAGACGGUGAGCGGAAAGCGGAAGGCGCGUGAUGCGAAGUUUGGUUUCGGUGGACGGAAGAAGGGCAUGAAGCAGAACACAAAGGAAUCGUGCAUUAAUGAUGGCCGCCGUUGGAACAAGGGUGGAGCGGGUGGUGGUGGCGGAAAGGGUGCGAAGGGUGGCAAAGCGGGCGCCAAAAGCCGGCCGGGAAAAUCGCGCCGGGCACAGAUGAAGGGCGGUAAGGGUGGCGGACGUAAGAAGUGAGGGGAGCAAUGACACGAUUUAAUGUACAUUUAAUGUGUAUUCCGUAAGCCUUUUCUUCUCGCGUAUCAUAAAGAUUUUCUUCUUUCUGUUCUGAAAACAAAAUAAAAACAUAAAAUACAAAGGAAGACACGUGUUAGGGAAGCGGUUUAGCUUCAAGUUUUAUAAAAAGUAGAAUAACUUUUAUAUCUUUUUAGCAUAAAUAUUUUAAAUUUGAA